UUUUCUCGGACAGGGACUCCUCUGGGGGCGUGACAGCAAGGAUAAAUAGUAGCAAGAAAAAUAAGAUAACAAAUGAGGUUGUGUGGAAAACAUUUGUAUGCUUUAAAGAAGGGCAUACGGAUGAUCAACGGAAUAAACAAGCAAAAGGUGAUCAACGGACAAGGGAAAGAACACGUGGUGAAGUUAGAACUGGUUGUAAGUCAAAGAUUUCACUUGUCAAGAAACAAACUGGAUCUGCAUGGGUUGUCACUAAUUUCACGGAAGGUCAUAAUCAUCCAUUAUCAACUCCUUCAAAGGUGCAUUUGCUACGCUCACAUCGUCAUGUUUCAGCAGCAAAAAAAAUAUUGACUCAACGGUUUUCAGAGGCCAAUGUGCCAACUUGUCAACAAAUGCGAUUAUUGGAGAUAGAAUAUGGAGGGCCCGAGCAAGUAGGUUUUACAGAAAGAGAUAUUAGAAAUUUUGAGAAAGAGCUAAGGGAUGAACAAAAGGGUAUCGAUGCUGAAACACUACUUGAGCUAUUUGCAUCUGAGAAAGAGAAAAAUCCAGCUUUUUUCUUUGAAUACCAGACUGAUUCAGAUAACAAAUUCAGUAGAUGUUUUUGGGUCGAUCAUGUAUCAAGAACGACAUAUAGUGUAUUCGGUGAUGUGGUUGUAUUUCAUACAACAUAUAACACCAACAAAUGUGGGUUGAUUUUUCCACCAUUUGUAGGAGUGAAUUAUCAUCACCAGACAAUUAUAGUUGGUUGUGACUUUAUAAGUGAUGAAAAAACUGAAUCUUUUGUAUGACUGCUUAACAAGUUCAUAGAAGCCAUGCCUAAAGGUGCACCAAAUGUGAUUAUCACUGAUCAUGUUCCUGCUAUGACAAAAGUCAUUGCCCAAGUUUUCCCUCAAACAGUGCAUAGAUAUUGUUUGUGGCACAUAUUGAACAAAUUUUCAGAAAAAUUGCAUCCUUUGACUUUUCGUGACUACUAUCAAAGUAUAAAUAAUGUUAUUAGAAAUUCUACAACACCUGAUGAAUUUGAGCAUUCAUGGGAAGAGGUUAUCAAGUGUGCUAACUUAGAGAAAAAUGAUUGGUUAUUUUUGAUGUAUGAAUUGCGACAUAAGUGGGUGCCAGCUUAUUUUAGCCAUGUAUUUUGUGCUGGAAUGUCAAGUAGUCAGAGAUCUGAAGGCUCCCAUGCAUUUUUCAAGAGAUAUGUCUCAAAUAAAAAUUCAUUGAUGACAUUUAUCACCCGUUUCAAUAGGGCACUGAGACACCAAAGACACAAUGAGUUAGUUGCAGAUCAUAUUGAUAUGAAUGAGCAUCCUACGAUUAAGACAAACUGGCCAAUGGAAACUCAAAUGGUUAAGUUGUAUACGAAAAAGAAAUGGGUGGAGUUUCAAAUUGAAAUGAGUGAGAGUCAUGGUUAUUAUGUUCAACAAGUAUCUAUGGGACUUGACUCAGUGGUUUAUCAUGUGAUGAAUUUUCAAAGUAGUUCUUCCUCUAAACCAAGGGUACUCAUGCAUGACAAACAGAGGGAUAACAUAUCCUGUAGCUGUAGAAAAUUUGAGUUUGAUGGCAUUCCAUGCAGGCAUAUGUUAGCUUUUUUUCGUAUCAACCAAGUGUUUCAUUUGUCUGAUAAGUAUAUACUCAAACGAUGGACACGAGAUGCAAAGGUUGGAGCAAUAUAUGCUUUGGGGGUGCAAAAUUUUAUUGAUGAUCCAGAUAGGAUUUUGAUGUCAAGGCACUCAAGGUUAUCUUAUAAAGCUUCAGUAUUAAUUGAUGAUGCAUCUUUGACUGAUGAGGGGAUAAACUUCUUGGAUGAACAAUUGGAUUGUAUUUACAAUAAGAUUAAAGAGAUGAACAUUGGUAAAACAUGUGACAAUAGAGGUCAAAGGAAGAAAUCUAUGGAUGAGUCCCCUAAUAUUAUUGAUCCUUCUUUAGUAAGAACAAAGGGAUGUGGGAAGAGAUUGAAAUCAUCAAAGGAGAAGUCAACCUCAAAGUCCCGGUUAUGUCGUGGAUGUGGCCAUCGAGGUGUGUCACAUGACAAGCGCAAUUGUCCUAUGUUACAACAAGGGUAUGUGUCGAUUAAUUCUCCAUUUGUAUGAUAAUAUUAUUUGCAAAUCAAUAUCUUUUAUUAAAUGUGUACAUUUGACAUGGUAUAGAUUGUCAGAUCAAAUUUGGAUAAUCAUCACAACAGUGAUGAUGACACAUAUGAAGAAGAAUUAGCAUCUAUAGCAGGCAAGUACUAUCAAAUUUUAAUUUAAAAUUAGUGGUUGAUUCAUUGAGAUAUUAAAAUUAAUAAUUGUAUUUAUUAUUGUAGGUUCUAACAAUAUUCGUUAGCAAAUAAUUUGAUGGGGGAAUAUUAUGUUGGUGAUGCAGAAACAACCUUGUGUUGGUGAUGCAGAAACAGAAACUUUGAGCUGGCUGUUUUGAACUCUUUAAUCAUUUUUAUACCUAUUGUGAACUAUUGUCAUGUUUUUCACAUUUGAGUAGGCUAUUGUGAACUCUUUGCAAAUUGGAUGUUGAUUGUAUGAAAUUUGGGUGUUGCUAUUUAAAUUUUUUGCUUGGUCUGUGUUUGUGAAGUUAGGGAAGAUAAAACUUAUUAGCAAGCUGACAAAGGUAAGUUUGAUAAAAACAAAAACAAGAAAAUUUACUUCUUGUUGAGGUAUUGCUUUUGACUGUUAAUGUGAUUCAAUUCCCUCUUUUAGUUGUAUGUAUAUAGUUGUGGUCUUGUGUUUUAAUUGUUUUAUAGACAAAGGGAGUGAAUUAUCUUCAUCGCUGCAACCCUCCGAUCGUCCAUCGUGAUUUGAAGUCAUCAAAUUUGUUGGUGGACAAGAAUUGGACUGUCAAGGUAAUAUCAGUAUUCCUUAGAAGUAUUUGGUCUUUAAAUUUCUCUCGCCUUAAGAUAGAAUGAUUUAACAUGUCUUAUAUAUUUCAUUAAAUUAGGAUUCCUUUUUCCCCUUUUGAAAUAUAACAGCGAAGGGGCACAUUCUGAUGAAGUCAUGAAACUCAAAAGAGUGUUUUUAAGUUGGCAUGCUCCUGCUAGAUAAAAUUGGUUUCUGGCCACUUGAUUUCCUUUCAUGAUGCAUAAUUAAUGAAAAAUUGUGAUUAUUAUUAUUAUUAGCAUUCUUUUUUUUUUCUCUUAGACAUGUUCACUAAAGUCUGAACCUUUGAGUGAUAAAUACCAUCAAGGAGAUUGAAGCUAUUUAUUUUGUUCAUUAUUCUGGUUUAAGCAAUCGUUUCCCCCCUGAAUCCCUUUUGAAAGAGUACCACCAAGCCUCUAGGAGAAAAGCCAGUUCCAUAUCAGAGGAUGGAAACAACUCACCUGCUGCUUUGCGAGAAUCAAACAAUCUCAAGAUGACUGCCCUCAGAUCAAUAAUCAAGUGUGUGGAGAGUUGCAACCUUGAGUCGAGGUUCAACACCAGUGAGCUGAAAAGGAGGCUUGCAAAAUUGGAGAAAGCCAAGGUAGAUAGGAAGAAGCCUGCAGUUUCAAAGAAAUUUCGGAGCAAGAGAUCUGUGCCAAGAGAUCUGUCUCAACCAGAUUCCACCUACUGCGGCUCAAUGGCAUUAUAUGGAUGAUGACAUUGUUAGACGAGUCUGUUUACUUCACCUACUUCAGUGACUGAGUCUGUUUACUUACAGUAGUUGUCAUACAUGUUACAUGGUUGCAGUAUUUCUGAUGUACGAGGUCUUGCUGAAGUGAAUGAUUUAUAAUGGCAGGGAAACAAAUGUUCAUAAAUAGCUUAGUGGUAUUGCAGUACUAGACUUUAUAAAAUUAUUUUUUAAUU
This is a messenger RNA of Zingiber officinale, 3767 nucleotides long. RefSeq names its product protein FAR1-RELATED SEQUENCE 5-like. Gene Ontology annotation, molecular function: zinc ion binding. The transcript is spliced from 2 exons. Gene Ontology annotation, biological process: regulation of DNA-templated transcription. Bases 810 to 2084 code for a protein of 424 amino acids. The record is from RefSeq and is a predicted model, not a curated record. Lineage: Eukaryota; Viridiplantae; Streptophyta; Magnoliopsida; Zingiberales; Zingiberaceae.